This is a messenger RNA of Pteropus alecto (black flying fox), 2446 nucleotides long. RefSeq names its product inositol monophosphatase 1 (gene IMPA1). NCBI's taxonomy places the organism in Eukaryota, Metazoa, Chordata, Mammalia, Chiroptera, Pteropodidae. Gene Ontology annotation, biological process: signal transduction; inositol metabolic process; phosphatidylinositol phosphate biosynthetic process. The transcript is spliced from 10 exons. The record is from RefSeq and is a predicted model, not a curated record. Gene Ontology annotation, molecular function: inositol monophosphate 1-phosphatase activity. The coding region runs from base 286 to 1119 and encodes 277 amino acids.
AGCCGAGCCGCGGAUCCCGCCGGGAGCGCGGGGAGCCGGACGCCCUCCAGCCCGAGCUCGGGGACCUGGCGUCUGCCCAGGGUCACCUCGUCACGGCGUGAGGGAUGGGGCAGCGUCCCGAUGCCCUGCUGGGCACAGGCGACAGGAAGGUGGCAUGACUCUCCACGCCGGGAAGGCGGUGACCAGGACAGAAGCAGUCGAGAGUGCUUCAGGUCUUUCGGAGCAUGAAGACUUUCAGAGCUUUGCGAACCUCUCAUCCUGAGCCGCGUUGAAUCUGCCCGGAAGAUGGCGGACCCUUGGCAGGAGUGCAUGGACUACGCAGUGGCCCUAGCCAGACAGGCUGGAGAGGUGGUUCGUGAAGCUCUUAAAAAUGAAAUGAAUGUUAUGAUUAAGAGUUCUCCAGCUGAUUUGGUAACCGCAACGGACCAAAAAGUUGAAAAAAUGCUUAUCUCUUUCAUAAAGGAAAAGUACCCAUCCCACAGUUUCAUUGGUGAGGAGUCCGUGGCAGCCGGGGAAAAAUGUGUCUUAACCGACAACCCCACGUGGAUCAUCGACCCUAUCGAUGGAACGACCAACUUUGUGCACAGAUUUCCUUUUGUUGCUGUGUCGAUUGGCUUCGUUGUAAAUAAAAAGAUGGAGUUCGGAGUUGUGUACAGCUGCGUGGAGGACAAGAUGUACACGGCCAGGAAGGGAAGAGGGGCUUUCUGUAACGGGCAGAAACUGCAGGUUUCACAGCAGGAAGAUAUUACCAAGUCCCUCUUGGUGACAGAGCUGGGCUCUUUAAGGACACCGGAGACGGUCAGAAUUAUUCUUUCUAACAUGGAAAAGCUUCUUUGCAUUCCCAUUCAUGGGAUCCGAGGCGUUGGAACCGCGGCGGUCAACAUGUGCCUGGUGGCCAGUGGGGCGGCAGACGCGUACUACGAAAUGGGCAUCCACUGCUGGGACAUGGCGGGAGCUGGCAUCAUUGUCACCGAAGCUGGCGGUGUGCUCAUGGACGCGACAGGUGGACCGUUUGAUUUGAUGUCACGAAGAAUAAUUGCCGCAGGCAGUAAAACCCUAGCAGAAAGGAUAGCCAAAGAAAUUCAGAUAGUACCUUUUCAAAGAGACGAUGACAAUUAAUCACGACAGGCCGGCUCGCAUAGGCAUCACAGAUUCGCUGACAUAUGAUGGCGUUCAGGAUGUAGGAUCCCCGUUUCGGUUGUAUAACGUGAUUGGUUUAAAUGGUCUUCGAUGUCCGGAUGAAAAAUUGCUACUUGUUCCAUAUUUUACUAAGACUAGUAUGCAAGAAUAGAUGAAAUGUUUGUUUCAUUGUUUGAAAAAAAUUUGUGCAUAAGAAUGUGCUUUGGGAAAAAUACACAGGCUAUUGAUGAGCUAGGAAUCACACAUCAACUGAAGUAAUCAACUAGCAAUUUAGAGUUUCUAAGUCUGUAUGAGCCUCUGAAAUUUUGACUAUGUCCCUAAGCAUUUUUAAUUAGAAAGUUCACUUUUUGGGAACAAAAUUUCUCUUUAGAUUCAAAAGCCAUAUUUAAUUGAAUGUGUAAGAAGUAUGGUGAAUUCUUACAGCAAGGUGUCUUUCUUUGCAAAGAACCUUGUUUUGUGCAUCUGUAUAUGUGUAGCACCCAGCACAGUACCUGACAAAUAGUUGGCCAUCCAAAACAGCAUCUAAAGAAUGGGUAUUUUGAAGGUAGCAAUUCCUCGUUAUAACAGAUACAUAAAGUAAUGAGCUCACCGUUCCGCAUUUUUUUCUUCAGGUUUUGAAGUAAAAAUUUCCUAGUCCUUUGAAUAGUUCACAUUACCAUUGCUUUUCACAUCUCAUCUCCAUAGCAUUUCAAUUACCAUGCUGCCAGAUGCAUUCGUUAUUGUGGGCAUAUCUGCAGUGAGCGUAUUUUCCAAGACGCUGCGUGACAGCAUUUGUUUGGAUGCCUCUCAAGUCCCAUGUUCAGACUGAUCUGAUUGAGCCCGGGAACCUUGAACUUGGCAGACAAAUUAUAUCGACAGUGGAACUGUUUCUUCUUUCUCAGAGUCCUCAUGUAACUCUGUUGCCACUGGUUUCUCUCAUCGGCCUUUAAAUACUCCUUAGUCUUUGGCUUACCAAACUCAAAAAGAAAAUCGUUCUGGUUCAUAGAGACUUGUAAAGGUUAAUUUAUUGUUUAGUCUUGUCCUUGGCAUGUGAAUAAACUACCAAGGUUUGUCACAGGCAUAUGUGACCCUUGUGUUUGAGGAAAGGAAACGCGCUUCUAUAAAGUCUUCAAGGAACGGAGUUGUCUUGUGUCCACCUAAUACAGUAAAUGUAUAUGAUUCUAAGCUCGGAGUAUUAUAAUUGUGUGUUUGUGCCCUUUGGUCGUGUGCAGUAAAAACAUCUCACUGUAUUAUUCUAAGGUUGUUUUGCAAUUCAAUUUAUUUUAAUUAAGAUUAUUAUGAAUAAAGUUUUAAAUAAAAAGUGUAA